Molecule: messenger RNA, 1830 nt
Organism: Fusarium keratoplasticum
Lineage: Eukaryota; Fungi; Ascomycota; Sordariomycetes; Hypocreales; Nectriaceae
Product: Phenylalanine--tRNA ligase
Exons: 3
Coding region: 1-1830 (609 amino acids)
Biological process (GO): phenylalanyl-tRNA aminoacylation
Cellular component (GO): phenylalanine-tRNA ligase complex; cytoplasm
Molecular function (GO): magnesium ion binding; ATP binding; RNA binding
Source: RefSeq, a predicted model, not a curated record
AUGCCUACCAUUUCCGUCGACAAGUACAAGCUUUACGAAGCCCUCGGUCAAAAAUUCACGACCGAGGAAUUCGAGGAUCUCUGCUUCGAAUUCGGCAUCGAGCUAGACGAGGAUACCGAGAAUGACGACCGUCCCAUCGUCAACGGCGAGCAGGAGCCCCCGCAGCUCAAGAUCGAGAUUCCCGCCAACCGAUAUGAUAUGCUCUGCUUUGAGGGCAUUGCCCUGAACCUCAACAUCUUCCGUGGCCGUAUCGAGGCUCCCAACUACCGUCUCGUUGAGCCCCCGAGUGGAAAGCUAGAGAGCAUUACCGUCCUGCCCGAAGUCGAGCAAGUCCGGCCGUACGUUUCUGGCGCCAUCCUCCGCAAUGUCAAGUUCGACAAGGACCGCUACGAGUCUUUCAUCGCCCUACAAGACAAGCUUCACCAGAACCUCGCCCGCAACCGAACCCUCGUCUCGAUUGGUACUCAUGACUAUGACACACUCCAGGGCCCCUUCACAUACGAGGCUCUCCCUCCCAAGGACAUCAAGUUCAUCCCCCUCAACCAGACCAAGGAGAUGGACUCUGCCGAGUUGAUGACCUUCUACGAGAACGACAAGCACUUGGGUCGCUUCCUCCACAUCAUCCGCGACUCUCCCGUCUACCCUGUCAUCUACGACUCCAACCGCAUUGUCGGCUCCCUUCCUCCCAUUAUCAACGGCGACCACUCCAAGAUCACCCUCGACACCACCAACGUCUUCAUGGAGAUCACUGCCACCGACCUUACCAAGCUCGAGAUCGUCACCGACAUCAUGGUCACCAUGUUCUCCACGUAUUGCGCCGAGCCCUUCACCAUUGAGCCCGUCCAAAUCAUCUCCGAGCACAACAACCUCACCCGCGUGACCCCUACUCUCAAGCCGCGAGUCGCUGAGGUCGAGAUCGACUACCUCAACAGCUGCACUGGCCUUAGCGAAUCUCCCGAGAGCCUGUGCAAGCUCCUCUCCAAGAUGGCCUACAUCUGCACACCCUCCACCAAAGACUCCAACAUUCUCGAGGUUGCUAUCCCCCCUACCCGAGCUGAUGUCCUUCACCAAUGCGACGUCAUGGAGGAUCUCGCCGUGUGCUACGGCUACAACAACCUUCCCCGUACUGCCCCUACCCGGAGUGCCACUGUUGGCGCUCCCCUGAUGGUCAACAAGCUCAGCGACAUUAUCCGCACCGAGGCCGCCAUGGCCGGCUGGAGCGAAGUCAUGCCCCUGAUUCUGUGCAGCCACGACGAGAACUUCGCUUGGCUCAACCGAAAGGAUGACGGAAACACCGUCGUCCGUCUCGCCAACCCCAAGACUGCCGAGUACCAGGUCGUGCGGUCAACACUUCUUCCCGGUCUUCUCAAGACCAUCCGUGAGAACAAGGGCCACAGCGUGCCUAUGAAGAUCUUUGAGGUUUCUGAUGUCGUCUUCAAGGACGAGUCCCAGGAGCGCAAGGCCCGCAACGAGCGACACUUUGCCGCUGCCUGGUACGGCCGGACGAGCGGUUUCGAGGUCGUCCACGGCCUCCUCGAUCGUGUGCUGCUCAUGCUCCGCACAGCUUUCAUCACCCAUGAGGAGGGUCUGGCUGGCAAGAGUGUCGACUUUGAUGUGAAGGAGAACCCUACCAGGCCUGACGGUUACUGGAUCGAGGAGCUCGACGAUGCUACCUUCUUCGCUGGUCAUGCUGCUUCCGUGUACCUUCGUCUCGGCGGAAAGGAGAGGCGUAUCGGAGAGUUCGGCAUCUUGCACCCUACCGUACUGGAGAAGUUUGAUUUGAGAUACCCCGUCAGCACUCUCGAGAUCAACCUCGAGGUCUUCUUGUAA